GGAAGGGUGUCCGCGGCCCCUCUUGCCAGCCUCACAGCAGACCCGCGUAACCUAGUGCGUACCAGGAAGCCGCUUGCCCGGUUCCUUUGCUCGUUGCCCGCAAGAUCUGAUCGGGUCUCGGCUCAUGGCAAACCCCUGUUGAUAAGAGCUGGUAGCGUUGCAAAGCACGAAGGCGAAUGUAGAUAACGAAACCAGUCGCCGGGAAUACAAUGCAUUUUCUGCUUGAGUGCAGGCCACAUUAUUAGUGUCAUGGUGCUAAAAUGAUCAGUUGUGUGAUGCGUCACUCUACUAACAUAACAUAGAUUGAUCAAACCGUUUUAGGAUAUCAAGGAAAGUGUGGAGUUGCGAUGUUCCUGCUGAAGCUAACGAUGUGUCACACGAAGAGCGCAUGAGGAGAGAAAGACAUACACUCAGAAGAGGACGCAGACGGGGAAAAUAAGAGAGAGAGUGGAACAAUUAAACAGGAAUAUUCUGGCAAAGGGGAGGAGCGAUACAACGAUUGUGUGCUGCCUGCACUUCAGUAUGUGUCAGGAAGGACCCGGGCGGCGGGGGAGCAGCGAGGUCACCGCCACCUGACCCUCUCCUCCCCCCCCCCGCCACGCCCACACGCCCACGACCCCCACGACGCACCCUCCCCGUCUAGACUGAGCACCGCGCAGGCCGCCCACCGCCCAUCCAGCCAUGGACGCCGAGAAUAGGGUGGUCCUCAACGUGGGCGGAAUCAGACAUGAAACGUAUAAGGCGACACUGAAGAAGAUCCCAGCCACGCGCCUUUCGAGAUUAACGGAAGCCCUCGCUAACUAUGACCCGAUUCUCAACGAGUAUUUCUUCGAUCGGCAUCCGGGUGUCUUUGCCCAGGUGCUGAACUACUACCGCACGGGGAAGCUCCACUACCCGACAGACGUGUGCGGACCGCUCUUCGAGGAGGAGCUCGAGUUCUGGGGCCUCGACUCGAACCAAGUGGAGCCAUGCUGCUGGAUGACCUACACGGCGCAUCGAGACACCCAAGAGACCCUGGCCGUCCUCGACCGCCUCGACCUCGACACAGACAAACCCAGCGAGGAGGAGACGGCAAGAAAAUUCGGCUUCGAGGACGACUACUUCUCCGGAAACCUCUCCUGGUGGCAGAACACGAAGCCGAAGUUGUGGUCGCUGUUCGAUGAGCCUUACUCGUCACAGGCCGCUAAGGUCAUCGGAGUCAUCUCAGUGUUCUUCAUCUGUGUGUCCAUCUUGUCCUUCUGCUUGAAGACUCAUCCGGACAUGCGAGUGCCCGUUAUCGAGAACAUUACGGUGCAGACGGCCGAAAACACGACGGCUUGGACGCUUGACAAGAAGGCGACCAACGCUCACGAAGCCUUCUUCUACAUAGAGUGUGUCUGUAAUACGUGGUUCACCUUUGAAAUCUUGAUUCGGUUUAUAGCGUCCCCCAAUAAGUUUUUGUUUCUGAAGGCGUCAGUGAAUAUGAUAGACUUCAUCGCCACGCUGAGCUUCUACGUGGAUAUCCUGCUGCAGAAGUUCGCCUCCCACCUGGAGAACGCCGACAUCCUCGAGUUCUUCAGCAUCAUACGUAUCAUGAGGUUAUUUAAGCUCACGCGGCAUUCCUCGGGUCUCAAGAUCCUCAUACAGACUUUCCGAGCCUCGGCCAAGGAACUGACGCUGCUGGUCUUCUUCCUGGUGCUGGGCAUCGUCAUCUUCGCCUCGCUCGUGUACUACGCCGAGAGGAUACAGGCCAACCCCCACAACGACUUCAACAGCAUCCCGCUCGGGCUGUGGUGGGCCCUAGUCACCAUGACCACCGUGGGCUACGGAGACAUGGCCCCCAAGACGUACGUGGGCAUGUUCGUGGGCGCGCUCUGUGCCCUGGCUGGUGUGCUCACGAUCGCCCUGCCCGUGCCCGUCAUCGUGUCCAACUUCGCCAUGUACUACAGUCACACGCAGGCGCGAGCCAAGCUGCCCAAGAAGAGGCGCAGAGUGCUGCCUGUUGAGCACGUCCGCGUUGGUCCUCCCGCGCCCGCCCCGAAGCGAGGCGGGGGGCCCAACGCCAUGAAUCGUGGUCCUGGACCAAAGAUGGUCGGCAUGGGCAUGGGUCUAUCUGUUACCUUGAACCCCAAUGGCGUAGGCUUAGAAACGGCCCUCAAGGCCCCCUUAUUAUCCCAGUCGGGGGUGGGUGGGGGUCCCACUGCCCCUCUGCAGCCACUCUUCCCCAUUGCCACCAUGGCGCAAGUGGCCCUAGCGCAGCCCUCCCUGCCCACCUCUGUCCCCACUACUGUUCCUGCUCACCAACCCCCCACCAAUACCCGACCCCAUCAUUCACCCUCACCCCCUCCCUCCCCUACGCGGCCUCUUCUGGGGUCUUCUUCAGGCUCCAUUGGGGGAGUCCGUGGACCUGAGAGUAGCCAGAAUGCCGAAACAGCUGAGAGCAGUUCUCAGGAGCCGGAUUCUCCUGGCGGCCUCACCCCCAGCACCGUCUAGCCCCGGGCAACAGCAGCAGCGGCAGCAGAAGCAGGAAGGCGACGGGAGUGAGGACGGCCGCGACGUCCCCGCCGCUUGGCCAGGUGACGCCCGGCCACUUCUGCUGCGUUGAGGGGCGACGGGGUAUGGCAUGUCGUGAUAGUGUGGCGCGCACGAACAGAGUUGCCUCGUCACAGGCAACGGAGUGGAGAUAUGGCUGCCUAGAUACUCGAUGCCUGUCAAAGGACUGAGACGAAGAAAAUGACUUCUCAAAUAUGAUAAACUAACGGAGCCAGAAACAUUAGGAGAAGUGUCCCUUGUCGGGAGGGACACUGCGUGACAGACCUAUUGUACUGUGAUCCUUUGGUGUUAGUUCUAUGAUUAUUAUACAUUAUUUUCAUUAUUUUGGUGUUCUGAAGACAAUGAUACUUCGAAUGCAAAAUGCUACAGCACUGUUUGCCUGCAUGUUUGUUGACACAUAUUAGCACAAUUGUUUCCUUUUUCAUAAAGGACCAAAACUGGAGUUAGUUAUGUAAUGCUUUCAUACUUACACAAUUUCAUAUUAUAAUGACUGACACUGAAAUGUCCACAACAUCCUGUAUCAUUUUCCUUUUUUUAAACUCAUGAUGUUCAGAGGGCGAUUCAGCAAAGAAUUGAAGUCGACGCUUUGUGGGAAAAACAAUGUUAAGAAUUCCACGAACCGUCGACUUUGUGAAAGGUUUAUUCUGUGUUGAACUCGCCCUCAUUCAUUACUCUACAUCUUUUAUUGUAUAAAAGGGAGUUCAGUCUAGCAUCAGCAGCGAUUAGUGAUUCUAAACGAGUGAAAUAUUUUGCUGAAGCAACAUGUGCAUUAUACAGUCCAUAAUAACAUUUAUAGUUAUAGGGUUGCAAAUCAUACGAUAAUAGGAAUUAGUUCAGAUGGCAUUGUAUUUUUGCUUGUUAGUGCAAGACACUGCAGUGUGGGAGGCGGGUUAACCAUGUCAGGUGUCAGUGACAUGUAACUUGGCAUGACUAAUAAAAUUUGGUGUGGUAAUUAACAGGUUAAUCUGACAGGACCAGAUCUGUUUGUAUAAUAUAUACAUAUAUUAUUUAUAUAAGUCACGUCCGACUGACUUCCUCAGCUGGACUACAAUAUACGGGAUUUACGAAUAAUAAUUAAAAAGAAUAACGCAUCAUUUUUUUUCUCUCUCUCUCAAAUUGCAUUCUCAGUUACGGUUCUUGCUAAAUGGAUGUUGCCCCGAAUGGUGCUAAUCGUACGUUCCCACAAGGCAGUGGUUCUACUGUCUGAAAUAAGUCACAUGCAUAAUACUUACGGUGAAGCUGUUUUAAGUGCUGGAAAAAAAAAAUAUAUAUAACAAUUUGGCGGAAAUGUUUGUAAACACAAGCAAUGCCGUGGCACCUGAGUCAGACGUUUCUGUUAUAUAUGCCAAGGUUGUGGGGAUAAGGCCUUGUGUGUGGGGACAGAUAUUUCGCAUUAAAACACACACACACACACACACACACACACACACACACACACACACACACACACACACACACACACACACACACACACACACACACACACACACACACACACACACACACACACACACACACA
Molecule: messenger RNA, 4051 nt
Organism: Penaeus indicus
Lineage: Eukaryota; Metazoa; Arthropoda; Malacostraca; Decapoda; Penaeidae
Gene: Shaw
Product: potassium voltage-gated channel protein Shaw-like
Exons: 7
Coding region: 682-2472 (596 amino acids)
Biological process (GO): potassium ion transmembrane transport; protein homooligomerization
Cellular component (GO): dendrite membrane; voltage-gated potassium channel complex; presynaptic membrane
Molecular function (GO): protein binding; delayed rectifier potassium channel activity
Source: RefSeq, a predicted model, not a curated record